This is a messenger RNA of Aspergillus uvarum CBS 121591, 1125 nucleotides long. RefSeq lists its product as uncharacterized. The record is from RefSeq and is a predicted model, not a curated record. The transcript is spliced from 5 exons. NCBI's taxonomy places the organism in Eukaryota, Fungi, Ascomycota, Eurotiomycetes, Eurotiales, Aspergillaceae. Bases 1 to 1125 code for a protein of 374 amino acids.
AUGGCUGACGAUUUCGUCAUUGAGGCUUUUACUCUCCUGGCUAUUGCUAUUCUGACCAUUGCCUGCCGCAUCGCGGCACGAUGGAUUACGGCGGGGCCCAAGAGUUUCGCACUGGAUGACUAUUUGAUGCCGGUUGCAGGGGUAGUGUAUGCCCUCGAAACCGGCGCCGCCUACUGCGUCAGCGCCUGGUGGCAUGGCCUCGCCAACAACUCCAUGACCGCGGCCGAGCGCGCGGCGCUCUCGCCGCAGUCCGACGAGUACCGGCUCCGCGUCGGGGGAUCCAAGACCCAGGUGCUGGGAUGGUCGCUGUACACCACUUUGCUGUGGUUGCUCAAGACGUGCAUGGCGGUGUUCUAUUCGAGACUGACGGCUGGGCUGUACAACAUGACCCGUCGCAUCCGCCUCGCCUACAUCUUCGUCGCCUGCACCUACAUCGCAGUCAUCCUGAGUAUCCUGCUGGGGUGUCAUCCGCUCCACAAGAACUGGCAGAUCCACCCGGAUCCCGGGAACUAUUGUCAGCCGGCCGUCUCGCAUAUCGAUGUGUACGUGACGGUGACGCUGAAUGUGGCGACGGAUGUGUAUCUGAUUUCGAUUCCGUUUCCCAUCCUCUUCAAAGCCCGUCUCCCGUGGCGCGAGAAGCUCGAGUUGGUGGUCUUGUUCAGCGGCGGGUUAUUUGUCAUGGCGGCGGGGAUCCUGCGGUGUGUGUUGAUCGUCACGGCCGGCGCAAACGGCGCCUCGCAAGCCGGCAGCUGGGCCUGCCGCGAGACCUUCGUCGCCGUCAUCAUCGGCAACCUCCCCAUGAUAUACCCCGUGUGUCGCCGGAUGGUCAAACGGGCGGGCACAUACUGGUCGUCCCAUAGCCUCAACGCCAAGGACGGAAGUACCACGACUGGCCCUGGAGGGUCGGGGUAUCCCCUUUCUGAGGGGGAGCAUCAGAGUGCGCAUUCGCAGUCUCGGAAGAAGAAGUUCCGGCAUCCCUUGUCGUUGCCGGAUACGCAGUGGACGCAGUUGGGGACGGUCAGUGAUGAACAUAUCCUGCUCGCCGCGGUGGAUGAGGAGGGGCGGCGGGUAGAAGGGGAGGGGGGCAUUCAUGUGGUUCAGGAGUUGAUUAUUACAAGGAAUUGA